This is a messenger RNA of Andrographis paniculata, 1561 nucleotides long. RefSeq names its product zinc finger protein GIS2-like. NCBI's taxonomy places the organism in Eukaryota, Viridiplantae, Streptophyta, Magnoliopsida, Lamiales, Acanthaceae. Gene Ontology annotation, molecular function: nucleic acid binding; zinc ion binding. Bases 548 to 1303 code for a protein of 251 amino acids. The record is from RefSeq and is a predicted model, not a curated record. The transcript has 4 exons.
UACGUACAUCAAAUCUACAUAGUUAUCAACGGUCGUAUUAACUUCAACACCGGUUCUUCGCGAGAACGCUCUGCUCUCCUCUCCUCGCGGUGAAGCUCGUCCGUGUCAACCCGUCUCUCUCAGCUACUGAUGCACUGUAGCUGAAAAAUGGUGAUCAAAAGAAGAAGGGAAUGUACAAAUCUGGUGGAUAGUUGGCUGCAUGUCACUAUAAGAUAUAUCUUGAAAUUUGGAGUGUUUAAGCCUGUAUCUUGUUUGAAAAGAGGUGCCCAAAUGCACUGGAUGUGGUUGCACAGUAAAUUUAUUUGUGAGAACUAAAUGGGUGCUGACUUCACAUUAUAUUCUUGAUGUCUGGUGGCAUUGCUUGCUGAAAAAUGUAGCAUUAGUGAGGGGAUCUGGUGUUUAAAUCAUGAAGGGGCACUGAAGAAUUGUAGGUGUUAUUGACAUGGUGUCUUGGGUUUGUGGUUAUGGUGGACAGGGAGGUGGCAGCAGCUGUGGUGUUGAUAAUUUGCAUUUAGGUGUUGGUUUGUAGAUUUUUGUAGUGUGGAAGAUGACCUUAGGCAACAGGAGCCGAAGCAGGAGCCGGAGCAGGAGCAGGAGCCCAGUGGAUCGUAAGAUUCGUACGCAGCGAUAUUCUUAUCGUGAUGCACCAUAUAGACGGGAUUCAAGACGUAGUUCCAGUCUGAACAAUUUGUGCAAAAACUGCAAAAGGCCUGGCCAUUUUGCUAGAGAAUGCCCCAAUGUAGCCAUAUGUCACAAUUGUGGUCUUCCUGGGCACAUUGCAUCAGAAUGCACCACGAAAUCGCUCUGCUGGAAUUGUCGAGAGCCCGGCCACAUGGCUGGAGAUUGCACAAAUGAAGGGAUAUGCCACACUUGUGGAAAAGCAGGACACCGUGCCCGAGACUGCACAGCUCCACAGCUCCCUCCCGGUGAUCUAAGGUUGUGCAAUAACUGCUUCAAGCAAGGCCAUGUGGCAGCCGACUGUACCAACGAAAAGGCCUGUAAAAACUGUAGGAAAACAGGCCAUCUUGUCCGCGAUUGCCAGAACGAACCUGUUUGCAAUCUGUGCAAUAUUUCUGGGCAUGUAGCUAGAGAAUGCCCAAAGGCCAAUACACUUGAAGGGAGGGUUGGGGGAGUUCGUGGAGGUGGAUCCCGGGAUAUCGUCUGCCGAACUUGCCACCAAAUAGGUCAUAUGAGCAGGGAUUGCAUUUCGAUGUUAAUAUGCCACAACUGCGGGGGAAGAGGACAUCAGGCAUAUGAAUGUCCAUCUGGGAGGUUCAUGGACCGUUUCCCCCGGAGGUACUAGAGUGUGAUUUGUGUGGCUUACACCGACCCUCUUACUUAUCUGUUACCCACAUUAUUUAAGUGAAGUAUGCAUUGGUGGUGGAUGUAAUUAACCACCUUGACUUGGUAUGAGUGUUUUUUUGACAGUUUAGAGAUCAAAUAUGCACAAUAUUACUGGGAUUGUGAUAUUUGACUUGGAUUGUUGCUUAAGGUGAAUUGAAAUCUCACUGUGGAAUGGUGGUGGUGUUGUAUGAAUCUAGCGAAAGCUUAUUUUGUUCUA